This is a messenger RNA of Cyclopterus lumpus (lumpfish), 704 nucleotides long. It is a transcript of the gene vps29, whose product is annotated as VPS29 retromer complex component. NCBI's taxonomy places the organism in Eukaryota, Metazoa, Chordata, Actinopteri, Perciformes, Cyclopteridae. Gene Ontology annotation, cellular component: retromer complex; endosome. Bases 120 to 680 code for a protein of 186 amino acids. The record is from RefSeq and is a predicted model, not a curated record. The transcript is spliced from 5 exons. Gene Ontology annotation, biological process: retrograde transport, endosome to Golgi; intracellular protein transport.
GUGCUACAUCAACUCUCAACGCAUGCGCUGUCCUUCUCGUCUCUCAUUGGCUGACGGCUGGACGCUGUACGUGCGUCGGCGCUUCCUCAACGUGACUCGCAGAAACAGCAAAAUAUAAGAUGGCCGGUCACCGGUUGGUCCUGGUGCUAGGUGACCUGCACAUCCCUCACCGGUGCAACACUCUUCCGGCCAAGUUCAAGAAGCUUCUGGUCCCGGGGAAGAUCCAGCACAUCCUGUGCACCGGCAACCUGUGCACCAAGGAGAGCUACGACUACCUGAAGACGCUCGCCGGGGACGUGCACAUCGUGAGGGGAGACUUCGACGAGAACCUGAACUACCCGGAGCAGAAGGUGGUGACGGUGGGCCAGUUUAAGAUCGGGCUCAUCCACGGCCACCAGGUGGUGCCGUGGGGCGACAUGGCGAGCCUGGCGCUGCUGCAGCGGCAGCUGGACGUGGACAUCCUCAUCUCGGGACACACGCACAAGUUCGAGGCGUUCGAGAGCGAGAACAAGUUCUACAUCAACCCCGGGUCGGCCACGGGGGCCUACAGCGCCCUGGAGAGCAACAUCAUCCCCUCUUUUGUAUUAAUGGACAUCCAGGCGUCGACGGUCGUGACGUACGUUUACCAGCUGAUCGGAGACGACGUCAAGGUGGAGAGGAUCGAGUACAAGAAAACCUAGAGGGGAGGGGGGAGGAGGAGGAGG